Acanthoscelides obtectus is the source of this 8412-nucleotide messenger RNA. The record is from the annotation of a GenBank genome assembly. NCBI's taxonomy places the organism in Eukaryota, Metazoa, Arthropoda, Insecta, Coleoptera, Chrysomelidae.
AUUUUUUCACUGGCCUUCUAUCUUCUAUAUAAUUUUUUGAACCUACCUUUCCGAGGUUGUGACAUCUACCGUAUAUUGAAUAAACUACAUUUGACAGUGAUAGUACUAUACAAAUUGACAGUGACGGUUCUGUUCGAUUGUUGCAUCCUAACCUCAAUUUUCAAAAUAUGGCAGGCGAGGAGAUAUCGAAAGCUUUGAAGGAUCUUCAUUACAAGGUGCAAACCGCUAGUUUGAAGCAACGUCGGUCUGUUUUAGAGAACGUCAUACGUGUUUUAGGCAACCCCGGUAUAAAUGAAGGAAUAAUCAAAGGAAUAUGCAAAGUACUGGUUUUGACCAUUCCCAGGUACCAAGACACCUGUUCACAACAGUAUGUCAAAGAUCUGAUUGUAGCACUUGUAGAAAAACACACAGAAGUAUCAGUAAAAUGUUUAAUUUCUGUGUUGUUAGAUUUUGCAAGGCAAUACAAAACUAUGGUUGUGACGCAUACCACAAGCAAGACUGCCCUGUUUGCCAUACAAUGGUCAACCUUAGUAUUUACAAAAGGCUGGAAACACAAUCAAGAAGUUGUAGAAUCAGAAAUGGCACAGCUUAUAGAAUUACAAGCAUACCUUCUCACUGUAAUAUCUGAUGAUGGCAAUAAUAAGAGAUGUAGUAAAGCUUAUAACUUGGUAAGAUUGAGUUGAAUUGCUGUAAUUUUAUAAAAUGUUUGAAUCAAAUUUUAGCUAAGUGCUGCAUGGGCAAGUGUACCAGAGAGUGAGAAGUUGUAUUUAGAGACAUUAAAAAUAUUAGAGCAGUCACAUUACGUGUCUGUUCUUGCUUCCACAGUUGCCAAAAGAUUGUCUAGCAUGAAUUCUCCUCUUUUAAAAAAUUACAUUGAUCAACUGAUGGACACGUUCAUAAAAUCACUGGUUAGCUGCAAAACUAGACCAUCACCGAAUGUUAUCAUAUCGUGCUAUCCUCUGCUUUCCCAAGUAGAUGACGACAGAUUCAAGAAGGCAGUGUUGCCAGCUCUACAAAAGGCGAUGUUGCGAAAUCCCGAGAUUAUUUUGGAAUGUGUGGGACUUGUCAUUAGUGGAAUCGAGAUUGAUUUAAGCAAGUAUGCUAUGGAACUGGGCAAUAGUUUGAUUGCAAAUCUUCACUCCAAUGAUGACAAAGCCAGAAUCGAAGCAUCUGAUGCUUGUAAAAGGUUAGCAGGAAAAAUAAAAGAUUACAAAGCCUUGGAAGAACUUUUGAAAAAGACGUUUGCUGUAUUCCACGGGUCUGACGGUAAAUUGACUGUUGUCGAUCACAAGAUGAGUGUUUUGCAAGGUGCUGCAAAUUUUUCAUACAACUCUGUAGAAGGAGAAGACUCUCAAAAAUUACUAAUAACUGCCUCACAACACUUCGUUAAAGUGUUAGAAGUAGAAGUUCAUGAGAAAACUUUAUGCCACGCACUUGAUAUGAUGGCAAUAUGGACUUGUAAGUUUUUGGGCGACAUCCCAAAGAACGUUGUUGAGGCAUUCAAGAAUGGCUUGAACAUGAAAACCGCAACACCACUAGUAAAGAUCUCGUACAUACAAUGCAUGUUGGCUACUUUCAACUCGAAAACCAUAACCUUGGUAUCGCCACUUGUCCCCGUGCUAUUAAAAUCUGUAGAAAAGGCAGCGUCUCAACCUGCUGUAGCUCUAUCUGUUAACGAAGGACUCUGUGCAGCAGUGUUGCUGUUAAGAUUGGCCCAUGCUCAGCAAGAAAAGGAUAAUGCGUUGCAUAACAUGUGGAAUAUUGUGUUGGAUAUGAACAAGCAGAUUUUUGUCUCGGAUAAAUUCCUCACGACUUGUUCGGAAGGCAGUUUGCUAUACGUGAUGCAACUAUGCGAGAUCCUGCUGGUUCAGAUACCCGAAAAAGUGAAAAGACCCGAGCCCUUGCACAAGGCAGUGCUUCACUGCUGCACCAUAAACUCGUCCGAAAACAGGAAAAAAUGCCUCACUGUCCUAAAACGGAUAGUAUCCAGUUUAAGUGGAGCUUCAAUAGCCCGAGCCUUAUUUAAGGAGAUGCCUGUGCACUUGGAUACUCACAAAGUAAUUGUGAAGAGUGAGAAAGAUGGGGAGAAUAAGGAAAACGAUGGAGGGAGUGGGCAGCCCUCCACGCGUUCUGUUGUUGAGUGUAUAAGAACUUUGUGUUCGUCAACAGGGCUUACGCCUGAGGACGUUCAACUAUUAGCAAUGGAUGCGCUUCUGCCUUGUCAUCACCCUGCAGUAAUUGCCCUAGAACCAACCAUGUGGAUCAAAAUAGUCAGACACCUAGGUUGCAAACCCAAGGAGCUGGUUGCAAAGAGGGCCACGCAGUUUAGACAAAUGCUCGUAGAAAACUACAAAUACACAUUGGCUAACGAAAAUGGUUUAGCAACUCUAGUCUCUAUAAAUCCAGAUAUCUUACUGCCAGAAAUAAUAACUAAAGUAGUAGAAAGUCUAGAAGACCCUAGGAUCUGUCAAAUUUCCAGGGACGACUAUUUCAUAUAUUUAACACCGGAGGGCGAAUUAUAUGACAAAAGUGUCAUACCAGGAGAUGAAAGUAAUAUUGAUAAAAACAUGAAAAGAGAAAGCAAAGCAUACAGCUAUAAAGAACAAUUAGAGGAACUACAAUUGAGGAGAGAAUUGGAGGAGAAAAAGAAGAAGGAGGGUAAAAUUAAGCCACCUCAAUACACCCCUAAACAGUUAGAGGCCAUGAAGAAUCAGAGGAUCAAAGAAGAUGGGAUCAGAAAACGUCUUAUAGAGCUCAACGUUCAAAUCCAAGACAGCAUAUCCAUGAUCAGAGCAACAGCCAAAGGUAAUCCAGUAGCUCUAUCUCUCCAUUAUAAAGAUAUCCUGUUGAUUCUAUUGCAAGAUCUACAGAGUCCUUUAGCAGCUCCAGAUCUAAGCAAACUUAUCCUUGAUCUACGAAAAACUGUUUUCAAUGGAGAAUCAGAGAUGCUAGGAGAUUUGAUCGCUCAUGUUACUCUCAGGUUAUCCAAACCACAAUGCGAUCUGGACCUAAAUUGGGAAUCGGAAAACCUGAACAAGGCUAUGGUCAGAGUAAUAUCUCUGAUCCACCAGAAGACUAUGCCCAAAAAGACGGAAGACGAUCAAGAACAGCAAAAGUGUUCCUUCACAGUUCCAGCGUUCAGUUACAUGUUUCCUUUACUGAAAUACAGUCUGACUUCAAACUAUGCCAAAAACCAUGAUGAACUUAUCCACGAUGGACUUCAUAUCAUCAGCGAGCAUGCCAAAUUGAGGGGGAGCGACGAGAAUGGGAUAAAGGACCUGUAUCAUCCAAAAUAUCUGCCGACCAAGCAGAUCUUCAGCCUUCUGGUGGACAUUCUUAAUGCUACAACCGGCAGAGUACAAUCCCAAUGCGAGGCCUGCCUCCUGGAGGUAGCUUCUUGCGUCUCCGGGCAACCAGGUUGUGCCACAGCUGACCGAGAGGUCAUCGACGUCCUUCUAACGGCCCUCCAAAGCCCUUCAGCUGUAGUAAGGGACUCAGCCUUGAGAGGGCUUACGAUAGACAUUGCCGCGUUGCCGAACUUUGAGACGGAUUACGAUUAUGCUCUGAAGGUGUACAAGAGGGUCUGGAUUGCUAGAUUUGAUGAGAAUGAGGAGAAUAGAGAAUUGGCGAAUCAGUUGUGGGAACAAGCUAAAAUGGAGUUCCCUGCUAGUCUUAGUAAUAAGUUGAUUAGCGAUAUAGAACACCCUGUAGAAAGCGUACAAACGGCAGCUGCUAAGGCACUUGCAUCUCUUUUGGAAACUGAUAACGCUCAAGUAGAGAGCACUCUCAAGCAUUUGAUACAGUUGUAUAGGGACAGACUCAAGUUAAUCCCAGCGAAACUGGACGAAUUCGGCCGAGAAGUGGAAAAGGCAGUUGAUACUUGGUUUCCGAGAAGAGGUGUAGCCUUGGCUUUAGCUGAACUAGCCCCACUUAUAACUCCCGAUCUGAUAGGUGAUUUAGUGCAGUUCUUUGUUUUUACUUCACUGGGAGACAGAAACGAAACUGUUAGAAAGGAAAUACUGAACGCCGCACUCAAAGUUGUUGAUUUACAUGGAAAGGAAACUGUUGGAACACUAUGGCCUGUUUUUGACGAUUUCAUGGGAAAGUCUUCGAAAUCAGCCCAUUUCGACGCUAUCAAACAAGCAGUAGUAGUGCUCAUGGGCUCCCUAGCAAGACAUUUAGAAAAGGAUGACCCUAGAAUUAAACCAAUCGUCAUGAGGUUGAUACAAGCUUUGUCCACACCUUCACAAACUGUUCAAGAAGCUGUCGCGAACUGCCUUCCUCCUUUAGUACCUGCUGUCAAAGAAGAUGCUCCUGGUUUGGUCAAUAAAUUACUUCAUCAGCUGUUGAAAGGAGACAAAUACGGAGAAAGAAAAGGAGCGGCCUACGGUCUCGCGGGAUUAGUAAAAGGCAUGGGUAUCCUAGCUCUGAAACAACACGAUAUAAUGACCAAACUAACCGAGGCAAUCCAAGACAAAAAGAAUUACAAGCACCGCGAAGGUGCCCUCUUUGCCUUUGAGAUGCUCUUCCAAAUGUUAGGCAAGCUUUUCGAGCCCUACAUUGUCCACGUACUGCCUCACCUCUUGCAAUGCUUUGGGGAUACCAGUCAAUAUGUAAGAACAGCAGCGGAUGAUACUGCUAAGGUGGUUAUGAGCAAAUUAUCAGGGCACGGAGUUAAGUUGGUAUUACCGUCGCUUUUGGAUGCUUUGGAGGAAGAUUCGUGGAGGACAAAGACAGGUUCGGUUGAGUUGUUGGGAGCCAUGGCCUACUGUGCCCCAAAACAAUUAUCUUCAUGUCUUCCCAGCAUAGUACCAAAGCUGAUCGAAGUACUCAGCGAUUCACACAUGAAAGUACAAGAAGCUGGAGCAGCUGCUUUGAAAGUUAUCGGAUCUGUGAUCAGAAAUCCUGAGAUUCAAGCCAUUGUUCCUGUGUUACUGAAAGCUCUUCAGGAUCCCUCUAACAAGACUUCAGUAUGUCUGCAAACUUUGCUAGACACUCAAUUUGUGCAUUUCAUAGAUGCACCUUCAUUGGCUCUCAUCAUGCCUGUUGUGCAAAGGGCUUUCAUGGACAGGUCGACAGAGACACGUAAAAUGGCAGCCCAAAUCAUCGGGAACAUGUAUUCUCUAACGGAUCAAAAAGAUCUUCAACCGUAUCUUCCAACGAUCAUACCCGGUUUGAAACAGAGCUUGUUAGAUCCAGUACCAGAAGUCAGAUCCGUCAGCGCUAGAGCUUUGGGAGCUAUGGUUAGAGGUAUGGGCGAAUCAAGCUUCGAGGAUUUGUUGCCAUGGUUGAUGACAACUUUGACUUCCGAAACUAGUUCGGUCGAUAGGUCAGGAGCAGCCCAAGGUUUAUCUGAAGUUGUUGGAGGAUUGGGAGUUGAGAAACUUCAUAAACUCAUGCCUGAAAUAAUCAGUACAGCUGAAAGGACUGAUAUAGCGCCACAUGUGAAAGACGGUUACAUUAUGAUGUUCAUUUACAUGCCGGUGGUCUUCCAAACUGAAUUUACCCCAUACAUUGGUCAAAUCAUCAAUCCAAUUUUGAAAGCUCUGGCAGACGAAAACGAGUACGUUAGAGAUACUGCUCUUAAGGCUGGUCAAAGAAUAGUUACCUUGUAUGCAGAUUCUGCUAUUCUUCUGCUUCUACCAGAGUUGGAGAAGGGACUGUUUGAUGAUAAUUGGAGGAUCAGAUACAGCUCAGUUCAACUACUUGGUGACCUGCUAUAUCGUAUAUCAGGUGUAACUGGAAAGAUGAGCACAGAAACUGCUAGUGAAGACGACAAUUUCGGCACAGAACAAUCCCAUAUGGCUAUUAUCAGGUCAUUGGGCGCAGAGAGACGUAACAGAGUGCUGGCAGGACUUUAUAUGGGCAGAUCUGAUGUCGCAUUGAUGGUGCGGCAAGCAGCCUUACACGUAUGGAAAGUAGUAGUAACAAACACCCCAAGAACUUUGAGAGAAAUUCUGCCAACUCUAUUCGGUCUGUUGCUGGGAUGUUUGGCCAGUGACAGUUACGACAAGCGACAAGUGGCAGCUAGGACCCUAGGAGACCUGGUGAGGAAACUAGGGGAAAGGGUGCUGCCGGAGAUCAUCCCUAUUUUGGAGAGGGGAUUGCAAAGCGAUCAGCCGGAUCAGAGACAGGGGGUGUGCAUUGGGCUUUCUGAAAUAAUGGCAUCAACAUCCAAAGAUAUGGUGCUCACAUUCGUUAACUCGUUAGUUCCUACAGUCAGGAAAGCUCUAUGUGAUCCUUUACCUGAGGUUAGACAAGCAGCAGCAAAAACGUUUGACAGCUUGCAUUCUACAGUUGGAUCUAGAGCUUUGGAUGACAUCCUUCCUACGCUACUGAAUCAACUGAAUAAUAACGACCCGGAACUAGUAGAAUGGACAUUAGACGGCCUUAGGCAAGUGAUGGCGAUCAAAUCGCGAGUUGUACUUCCUUACUUGGUUCCACAAUUGACAGCACCGCCUGCUAAUACGAAGGCGUUAUCGAUCUUGGCUUCCGUGGCUGGUGAAGCACUCAACAAGUACUUGCAUAGAAUUCUUCCAGCUCUGCAGACGGCAUUAGCGAGUUCUAGAGGUACCCCAGAGGAAGGAUUGCAACUGGAAUACUGUCAAGCAGUCCUCCUCUCAGUAACAGACGAGACGGGCAUCCGCACAAUAAUCGAUACCCUGUUAGAGAACACAAGAAACGAAGAUGCUGGUCAAAGGCGAGCAGCGGCGACUUUACUGUGCGGAUUUUGUGCCAAUAGCAAAGCGCAGUACACGGCGCAUGUGCCGCAGCUGCUGAGGGGACUGAUUCAUCUGUGUAUCGAUACAGACAGGGACGUGCUGCAAAUGUCCUGGGAAGCGCUCAGUGCUGUCACAAGGACAGUGGAGCCGAAGUUGCUACCGGCUUAUGUUGGGGAUGUGCGUCAAGCGGUUCGCUACGCGAUGUCCGAUAUGAAAUCCGCAAGUGGUGGGGGGACGCCUCCCGAUUUGCUGCCCGGAUUCUGUCUGCCCAAAGGUAUCGCUCCAGUAUUACCCAUUUUCAGGGAAGCCAUUCUCAAUGGUGAUGGGGAUGAGAAAGAGGCGGCUGCCCAAGGAUUGGCUGAGGUAAUAAAGGUGACCAGCGCUCAAGCACUACAACCCAGCGUAGUAGCAAUCACAGGGCCUCUGAUCAGGAUUUUGGGUGACAGAUUUGGAGCUAACGUCAAAACGGCUGUGCUUGAAGCUUUGGCAACACUGCUAGCUAAGGUGGGCAUAAUGCUGAAGCAAUUUUUGCCUCAACUGCAAACUACGUUUGUCAAGGCGCUGAAUGAUUCGAACAGAACAGUUAGACUAAAAUCUGCGGCUGCUCUAAGUCAUUUGAUCGUCAUUCAUCAGAGAGCUGACCCGUUAUUCACAGAACUCCACAAUACGAUCAAAAAUACUGAAGACAUUUCUAUCAAGGAAACGACACUACAUGCAUUGAGAGGAAUCAUCUCACCAGCGGGCGAAAAAAUGUCUGAACCUGUGAAAAAACAAAUUCACGCUACUCUAGUGACGUUACUAGGACAACCUGAGGAUACAGUUCGAAAAUGCGCAGCUGGUUGCUUAGGUGCCAUUUGUAAAUAUUUAUCACCUGAACAAUUAGAUUCAACUCUCAGCGAACACAUUUUGAAUGAUGAUAGUUCGGCAAAAGAGACAGUCAAAGAAGGCAGAGGGUGGGUCCUUUCCGUUGCCCUGAAAGAAUGCCCUGAUCGACUGUGGGACGAACAAUACAGAAACAGACUGAUCCAAACAUUGCUGAGCCAACUGAGCGCACAGUCUGUCUGUCUAACUCAAAUUGCGAUCAGAUCCUGUGGGUACCUCCUGCAGUAUUUGCUGAUCAACGAGCAACCUGUACCUAAUAAUCUAGUCGUACCUUUUGUCAGGACAAUGAAUAACAACAGUAACGAUGUGAAACAGCUCCUAGCCCGUAUCUCGUUCCACCUAUCAAAGACAGUACCUCAAGAAAAGAUGUCCGCAGAUCUACUAAAGCUCCUCAUACCCACAUUGGUGAACGGUACCAAGGAGAAGAAUGUGUAUGUCAAAGCUAACUGUGAGAUUGCGCUCAUCGGCGUGUUGAAGCUCAAAGAUGGCGAUCAAAUGUUACAGCGGUGUCUCAGUAUUCUCGACGUAGGAGCCAGAGAAUCCUUAUCAGACGUUGUCAGUAAAGUUUUGAAGAAAAUCUUGUCACAGCCCGAGGGAAAAGAAGAAGAGCUUGAUGAUACCUUACUGACUUGAUCAUCAAGCCCUCAGGAGUCAAGACAACACCGCCACCCUUCCUCUCAUGAUAUAUUCGUCGUCUUCUGUUGUGUAUUUGAGUUCCACUUUCGGCAGGUUUUUAAGCAUUUAAAUGAUGCAAACGUUCUACCAUCUUUCGUUGUUCUAUGUGAAAGUAAUAAAAUAUUGAUAUGUA